Messenger RNA from Fundulus heteroclitus (mummichog), 2950 nucleotides. RefSeq names its product protein NLRC3-like. The record is from RefSeq and is a predicted model, not a curated record. NCBI's taxonomy places the organism in Eukaryota, Metazoa, Chordata, Actinopteri, Cyprinodontiformes, Fundulidae. Gene Ontology annotation, molecular function: protein binding. The transcript has 7 exons. Bases 115 to 2715 code for a protein of 866 amino acids.
AUUUCUUCAUCUGAUCUGCUUUGUGAAUCAGAUCCUGACAGUGAACAGAUACUGGCCACAAAGCAGAGGCAGAACUCUGCUGUCUGACCAUCUAACAAGGUUCUGCUUCUAAGGAUGGAUCCCAUUGAUGUUGGUCUGCAGGAGGUUCUAGAGGAACAUAAGAUCAGUCUGAGGAGGAGAUGUGAACGUGUGACUGAAGGAAGUGAUGAACCAGGAAGUGGAACCCUCCUCAACAGGAUCUACACUGAUCUCUACAUCACAGAGGGACAGAGUGAAGAGGUUAAUACCCAACAUGAGGUGAAGCAGCUGGAGAGAGCUUCCAGGAUCCAGAACCUCCAUGACUCUCCAAUCAGGUGCCACGACAUCUUUAAAGCCUCGCCUGACCAACAUGGAGCCAUCAGAGUGGUUCUGACCAACGGCGUCGCUGGUGUUGGAAAAACCUUCUCAGUGCAGAAGUUCACUCUGGACUGGGCCGAGGGCUUGGAGAACCAAGAUGUCCGUGUGGUGGUUCUGCUGUCGUUCAGGGAGCUGAACCUGAUCAGAGGUGAGCAGCACAAUCUUCUCACGCUGCUCCAUGUUUUCCAUCCAACCCUCCAGAAGCUCCCAGCAGAGCAGCUGGCUGCCCACAAACUUCUCUUCAUCUUUGACGGCCUGGAUGAAAGCAGACUUUCUCUGGACUUCAAGCACAGUCCGCUGGUUUCUGACGUCACACAGGAGUCAUCAGUCGAUGUUCUGCUGACAAACCUCAUCAAGGGGAACCUGCUUCCCUCGGCUCUGGUCUGGAUCACCUCCAGACCUGCAGCGGCCAAUCAGAUCCCUCCUUCAUGUGUUACCAGGGUAACAGAGGUACGAGGCUUCACCAACGCCCAGAAGGAGGAGUACUUCAGGAGGAGGUUCAGUGAUGAAGAGCUGUCCAGCAGAAUCAUCACCCAUAUCAAGACCUCCAGGAGCCUCCACAUCAUGUGUGGAAUCCCAGUCUUCUGCUGGAUCACUGCUACGGUUCUGGAGAACAUGUUGACCACAGAGCAGAGAGAUGAGCUGCCCAAGACCAUGACGGACAUGUACUCUCACUUCCUGCUGGUCCAGACCAGGAGGAAGAACAACAAGUACCAUGAAGGACAUGAGAGGAGUCAGAAGAAGCUGACGACAUGCUUCCAGCUGGUCUGGAAAAGAUGGAAGAAGAACAACAACCAUGAAGGACAUGGUAGGAGUCCACAGGAGCUGAUGGAGGCUGACAGAGAAGUUCUCCUGAAGCUGGGGAGGCUGGCGUUGGAACAUCUGGAGAAAGGAAACAUCAUGUUCUACCAAGAAGACCUGCAGCACUGUGGUCUGGAUGUCACAGAGGCCUCGGUGUACUCAGGAGUUUGUACAGAGAUCUUCAAGAGAGAGAGCGUGAUCUUCCAGAAAGCAGUCUACUGCUUUGUUCAUCUGAGCGUUCAGGAGUUCCUGGCUGCAGUCUACAUGUUCCACUGCUUCACCAGCAGGAACAAAAAGGUAGUGAAGAACUUCCUGGGAGAUAAAUACAGUAAAACAUCUCUGGAUGAGUUCCUGAGGAGAAUCAUGGAUAAAUCCCUCAGCAGUGAAAAUGGCCACCUGGACCUGUUUGCUCGCUUCCUUCAUGGCCUCUCUGUGGAGUCCAACCAGAGACUCUUAGGAGGCCUGCUGGGUCAGACAGAGAACAGUCCAGGAACCAUCCAGAGAGUCAUCAACAACCUGAAGGAGAUGAGCACUGAUGAUAUCUCUCCUGACAGAAGCAUCAAUAUCUUCCACUGUCUGAUGGAGAUGAAGGACCUCUCAAUUUAUCAGGAGAUCCAACAGUUCCUGAAAUCAGAGAACAGAUCAGAGAAGCUCUCAGAGUUCCAGUGCUCAGCUCUGGCCUACAUGCUGCAGAUGUCAGAGGAGGUUCUGGAUGAGUUGGACCUGGAGAAGUACAACACAUCAGAGAGAGGACGACGGAGACUGAUUCCAGCUGUGAGGAACUGCAGAAAGGCUCGACUAGUGGGCUGUGAGCUCUCACUGACUGAAUGGGAAGUUGUGGCCUCAGCUCUGAAGUCCAACCCCUCCCUGACUGACCUGGAAAUAGAUCAGAUCUACAAUGCACGGAGAACCUUUGGAGACUCUGAGAUGAAGCGCCUCUGUGAGAUCCUGGAGACUCCAUUCUGUAAAGUAAAGAAGCUGAUAUUGUUAGACUGCAGUUUGUCAGAGAUCAGCUGUGAUCAUCUGACAUCGGCACUGAAGUCCAACCCGUCCCAUCUGACAGAACUGAACCUGAGUGACAACGACCUGAAAGAUUGUGGAGUGAAGGAGCUCUGUGGUUUCCUCCAGACUCCCCUCUGCAAACUACAGACACUGAUAUUGUGGGGCUGCAGGUUGUCAAAGAUCAGCUGUGAUCAUCUGGUAUCGGCGCUGAAGUCCAACCCGUCCCAUCUGACACUACUGAGCCUGAGCUCCAAUGACCUUAAAGAUUGUGGAGUGAAGGAGCUCUGUGGUUUCCUCCAGACUCCCCUCUGCAAACUACAGACACUGAGAUUGAGUAACUGCAGGUUGUCAGAGAUCACCUGUGAUCAUCUGGUAUCGGCGCUGAAGACCAACCCGUCCCAUCUGACAGAACUGGACCUGAGGUACAACUACCUGAAGGAGUCAGAGGUUCAGCAGCUGGAGGAUCUUGUAAAGAGUCCAGACUACAAACUGAAAACUCUGGAGUGGAGGAGAUGAUCUUAGUGGAGGAAAUAAGCUGAGCUGUCCUGAUGAUCCAGAGGUUGAAGCUGCAGCAGUUUGAGUUUAAAGAGACUCUGACUGGAUCCUGAUGAUGAACUCUGACCAUAGAGAUGUUGACCCUGUUUAUCUGAUCAUGUCUGUCAUUUAGUGUCUGAUAUUGUUUGUCUCUGUGGACCAAUGAGGAUCAAAUGAAAACUAAGCUGCAUUUAGUGGCUCCAUGGAGUUUUGAUCU